UGUCAUGGACGGCAACUGUCUGCAGCGCCAUUUUCGUCGUGGCUUCGCCCAUCCCUUUCUCUUCCUCACUGGUUAUGGGGAAACGAGAAGCCCUAUGGGAUUCUGCGCCGUGUCUCCACUCGUGGAUCUCCAAGCGCCGAGACGGCUCCGGCGAAAGAGGUCAAAGGACGGAUAGAGUUAUCUCGAUAAAACAUAGGCAGGAAGCUAUCUUUUUUCGCCCUUUCACCCAUCAUAUAUAGUCUAAGAAAGGUGGCGCCUCUUACGAUCUUUGAAAACUCGGAUGUCUCUUUCGUCGAUACGCUUUUACUGGUUUAUAAGGGCCUGAUGUCUUUUCAGAAGCUUCUGAAGUAGAUCAAAAGGAGUUUAUUUCUGUGUCUUUUGAUUUGUUUAAGAGCCUAGGUAUCUUGGAAGACUUACUUUGAUGGCUAGGGAUUCAGCAAGAAGCAUUGUUCUGUUUACUGAUGAGGAACUUAAUGGAAUAACUGGGGUUAAGAAGGGAGAGGAUUUUGUUGAGGUCACUUGUGGGUGCACUAGCCCGCGGUACGGCGAUGCUGUUGGGAGGCUUAGGGUUUUUGCUUCAGGCAAGCUUGAGGUUGCCUGUGAAUGCUGUCCAGGUUGCCGUGAAGAUAAGUUGACACCGUCUGCUUUCGAGAAGCACGCGGGUCGGGAAAACCCAAGGAGGUGGAAGUACUAUGUGUGGGUCAUUGUUAAAGGAAAAAAGAUUCCAUUGCUGAAAACAGCAUUGCUGAAGUACCAUGAAAAAGUAUAUGGUGGAAGCUCUUAUAGAGGUAACAAAGGGAAACCAUGCCACCGGGAUGAGUUUGUUCGCUGUAGCAUAUGCAACAAGGAGAGAAGAUUUCGUCGGCAAACCAAAGUGGACUGCAGAACUUACCAUGAUGCUGUGCUCGAUGCCAACUGGAAAUGCUCUGAUCUGCCUUCUGAUGAAUACAGUUGUGAUGAUGAGGAAGAGCGCGCAAGUCGUCGCUCCAUCAGAGGAUGCUCGCGCACUGCUUUGUGCAAAGGUUGCACUCUCUGCGUCUGCUUUGGUUGUGAGAUCUGUCGCUUCCCAGAUUGCGCUUGUCAGACUUGCAUUGAUUUUGUUAACAACUCACCAAAGUGACUGAAACACUUCUUUCAGUGAGAGCCUUUUGUUAUCAACAUUCAGAAAAUUAUCAUCAAUGUCUGUUAAUCUGCUCAGUAUAGACACUUA
Molecule: messenger RNA, 1210 nt
Organism: Dendrobium catenatum
Lineage: Eukaryota; Viridiplantae; Streptophyta; Magnoliopsida; Asparagales; Orchidaceae
Product: protein ULTRAPETALA 1
Exons: 3
Coding region: 422-1120 (232 amino acids)
Cellular component (GO): nucleus; cytosol
Source: RefSeq, a predicted model, not a curated record